Molecule: messenger RNA, 2275 nt
Organism: Spirodela intermedia
Lineage: Eukaryota; Viridiplantae; Streptophyta; Magnoliopsida; Alismatales; Araceae
Source: the annotation of a GenBank genome assembly
AUGCCCAACUUUACGAGGGGAAUCCAUUAUUUGAAGAAAUUGCAUGCUGCCAACGUCCCUCCAGAUUUGAUAGAAAAUGGGCAAAAACGUGUUAUAGAUGCCUCGCUUACUCUUAUACGCGAGAGGGCAAAACUUAAGGUCGUUUCUUUUAGUCCUAUCUCAGGAAAUUUUGCUUCCAUGAAUCACUGUGGUCUUCCAUGGCCUAUAAGCCUCAUAAUUUUGGAGACGUGCGCGUGUGACUGAUGCGGUUUCAUCAUCUCUUUGCUCAUUCAGGCAGAACUUCUACGAGCUUUAGGAGGAGUCACAGCUUCGGCAUCACUUCUUGGAGUUCCUCUAGGACAUAAUUCGUCCUUCCUUCAGGGCCCUGCUUUUGCUCCUCCUCGCAUUAGGGAGGCUAUUUGGUGCGGUAGCACAAACUCGAGCAGUGAAGAAGGUAUUUUUUAUUAAACAGUAAUCUUCUUAAUGCAGUAUGUUCAUCUUCUAAUCGAUUUUCACUGGCUCCAAGUCCGAUUCUUUUAGCGGGAGUUGUCUCAUCAGUAUUCAAUGUAUACCGCAUUCUGAUUAUUUAUGCGAAAACAAGUUUUGAGAGAGAUGCACAUGAACCAACGCAUCAGUUCUCCAUUUUAUGUGUAAAACUAAUGGCAUCAAGAUGUUUUGAGUAAUUCCACUGCUAUCAUCAGUGCCAACUUUCUAAUUUCUCUUAAUCAUUCUGGGGCCAUUCUCGAUCUGGAUUUCUUAGAAACGAAAAAUGAAAGGGAUUGGGGAAAUCUUCUGUCAACCUUAUCUCCUGCAGCCUUACUCAAUUUCUCCCAGCGUACAAAUAAAUCGAAAUAGGUGGUAAAGAAAGAGAAAGUAUAGUCUUCCAGAUAUAUAUAUAUAUAUAUAUAUAUAUAUAUAUAUAUAUAUAUAGUUGUCUAUGGUCCAAACCCUAUUUAUUUGAGUAACUUCUGGCCUUCAUCAUUGAAACGUGAUUACUUGGCUACAUCCUUCAGCAACAUCUACCUCGGAUUCUGUGCAUGAAGAGGCUCUGCUUGAUUUCCAUUGAUUGAGAUAGAGCACAACGUCGAUCAUCUCCUUGCUUAUGUUUUGCCUAAACAGACCUAAAUAGUUGCCUAGAAUCUACUGCAAACUUAUUCAUAGCUAUACAAGGAAAAAUUCUCUUCACAUCUUGUCACUCUUUAUGCUCUCCAUGUUUCUAAGACCUGGUGAUGCUGCAGGCAAAGAACUAAACGACCCACGAGUACUAACCGAUGUUGGAGAUGUGCCCAUCCAAGAGCUUCGUGAUUGCGGCGUAGACGAUGACAAGUUGAUGAAUAUAGUCAGCGAGUCAGUUAAGUUGGUGAUGGAACAGGUCAGCACUAUCCCCCCCACUGUCGCCAUGCCCAGAGAAAAAAGAGCAGCCUUUCGGUCUCUUCCUCAUUUCCUCCUUCUAUUAGAAAGUCAACUCUUCUCACUGCUCUGCAGGAUCCUCUCCGCCCGCUGGUCCUCGGCGGUGACCACUCGAUAUCUUUCCCGGUUGUGCGAGCGGUGUCGGAGAAGCUCGGUGGGCCAGUCGACGUCCUCCACCUGGACGCCCACCCUGAUAUAUACGAUGCUUUCGAAGGGAACAUCUACUCUCACGCUUCCUCAUUUGCCCGUAUAAUGGAAGGCGGCUAUGCCAGGCGACUUCUUCAGGUACGGCCCCGGCCCCCUUCCUCCUCAUUUCACCAACAAAAAAUAAAAAAAUAAAAGAAAAAGAAAAACCUAUGAUUUAUUUAAAUAAUAAAAUUUUAAUUUUAUUUUUAAAUAAUCUAUUAUUUUACCAGGUCGGCAUCAGAUCGAUCACGAAAGAAGGGCGCGAGCAAGGGAAGAGAUUUGGCGUGGAGCAGUACGAGAUGAGGACCUUCUCCAGAGAUCGCCCCAUGCUGGAGAAUCUGGUUUCUCUCCCUCUUUCUCUCUCUUUAUCUUUCUCUCUCUCUACUGUGAUGAGGUUAAUGGGGGGAGCUCUUUUGUGUUGUUGUUGGGUGGUGGGCAGAGUCUCGGGGAGGGCGUGAAGGGGGUCUACGUGUCGGUCGACGUGGACUGUCUGGACCCGGCGUUCGCGCCGGGGGUGUCGCACAUCGAGCCGGGGGGGCUGUCCUUCCGUGACGUGCUCAACAUCCUGCACAAUCUACGUGGCGACGUCGUGGCGGCCGACGUGGUGGAGUUCAACCCCCAGCGGGACACCGUGGACGGCAUGACCGCCAUGGUGGCGGCCAAGCUCGUGCGGGAACUCGCUGCCAAGAUAUCCAAAUGA